This is a messenger RNA of Vigna radiata var. radiata (mung bean), 1481 nucleotides long. RefSeq names its product 3-hydroxyisobutyryl-CoA hydrolase-like protein 1, mitochondrial. Gene Ontology annotation, biological process: L-valine catabolic process. The record is from RefSeq and is a predicted model, not a curated record. NCBI's taxonomy places the organism in Eukaryota, Viridiplantae, Streptophyta, Magnoliopsida, Fabales, Fabaceae. Gene Ontology annotation, molecular function: 3-hydroxyisobutyryl-CoA hydrolase activity. The transcript is spliced from 14 exons. Bases 53 to 1249 code for a protein of 398 amino acids.
AGUUGAAUUGAGCUUAUUAGAGUGAAGUGCAGAAAAGAAGAAGAGGAAGAAGAUGAUGCAGAGGUUCUUCACAAAGGCAAAGCUUAGCCUUAAUACAUACCGAAGCUUCUCUUCUUCUCAACACGUCAUUCUCGACAACCCCAAUCACAGUCAGGUUUUGGUCGAAGGAAAUGGAUGCUCCAGAAUGGCCAUUCUCAAUAGACCCUCUGCUCUCAAUGCUCUCAACACCAACAUGCUGGCCACGCUGCAUAAAUUUUAUAGGAGCUGGGAAGAUAACCCUGAUAUUGGAUUUGUGAUGAUGAAGGGCAGUGGCCGAGCUUUUGCAGCUGGUGGAGAUAUUGUUGCGCUUUACCAUUUUAUAAACAAAGGAAACAUGGAAGCGUGUAAAGAAUUUUUCAGAACAGCCUAUAGUUUUAUGUACCUGAUAGGUACAUAUUUGAAGCCACAUGUGGCACUUCUAAAUGGCAUUACCAUGGGUGGUGGGGCUGGGGUUUCAAUCCCUGGGACAUUCCGUGUUGCAACAGACAAAACUAUUUUUGCUACCCCUGAAGUUCAUAUUGGAUUCCACCCGGAUGCUGCAGCAUCUUUUUACCUUUCACAUUUACCUGGUCAUUUAGGAGAGUACUUGGCUCUGACAGGAGAAAAGCUGAACGGAGUAGAGAUGGUUACUUGCGGGCUUGCUACACACUAUUCAUUAAGUGCAAGGCUUCCUUUAAUUGAAGAACAGCUGGGGAAAUUAGUUACUGAUGACCCAUCUGUCAUUGAAGCCACUUUAGAACACUAUGGGGACCUUGUACAUCCAGACAGCAGUAGCGUACUACAAAGGAUUGAAAUUCUAGAUAAAUGCUUUUGCCAUGACUCGGUUGAAGAGAUUGUUGAUGCUAUGGAAAAUGCAGCAAGUGAAACAAAAGAUGCUUGGUGUAUUUCUACCCUAAAUAGACUCAAAGAAGCCUCUCCAUUGAGCUUGAAGGUUGCCUUGAGAUCUAUAAGAGAAGGUACAUUUCAGACUCUUGAUCAAUGUUUGCUGCGUGAGUACCGUAUGACUUUACAAGCAAUACAUGGGAAAAUAUCUGGAGAUUUCUGUGAGGGAGUAAGGGCACGCGUGGUGGACAAGGACUUUGCACCAAAGUGGGAUCCUCCAACCUUAGAAAAGGUGUCUCAAGACAUGGUGGAUCAGUACUUCUUACCUUUGAGUGAUUCUGAACCUGAUCUAGAGCUGCCCACAAAAAGUCGUGAAGCAUUUCUAUAGUUUGUUUCCCUUGAACAUCUCCAUAUACAUAACAUCAACACCUAAUUUCGCCAUUUCGGUUGCAACACAUUUGAUAUUUUGCCAAGGCUAUGGUCAAGCUUAUACCUUUUGAUUAUGAUGGUAGUUUCCAAUGGUUUACUACAAUAAUAUGAAUUUUGUUACCUCAACUUCAUCACAUCAGUUUGUAAAAUGAGAUUUACAUUUUAUAUAUUAUGAUUUAGUUAUACUUUUA